AUGGCUCGCCAGCAGCAGGCGGAUGCACAGAUGCCUCUAAAGGACUGCUGGAAGUACUAUUCGCAAGUUCUCAAUGACCAGCAAGCGCUGAGACGAGUGACUGUUACGCCUGCAGCGCAUGGCCGCACUUUCUCUCCACUAUAUCAAACACCUACGAUCCGAGCAUUUCCUUAUGGCUUCAACUAUCCCAUUCCACGGGGAUGGCAAACUUCUCCGAGUGAAGUAUUAGUUGUCAACCCUUUAGUGUGGUCAGAGGCAAAAGAAGAGUAUAAGGAGUUGUGGAGAGGGGCCAGAAUUGUCCUUUGCGUUCUAUCAGCGAUCGAGGACCAUAAGGUUUCUGAACUAUGCUUCGAUUCAAAACAACUCGCCACUAGGAUAAACUACAUGAUUUUUGCCCAGCCGUGUGAAGAGUACAACUGUUUCGCAGCCAUCAUGAAACGCCCAGGCUUUCGUCACCUUCACCUAUCCUUCCUGGUUGGAUACAACGGGGUCUAUGACUAUGAAGGUUUCACCAGCGGAUGCUUCUACGAGGCUAUUAGCUUGGCGAAGGAACUGACUCACAUCCAUUUGACAGUAGCAUUAGACGAUUCAAAUGGGGACCCAGUUCUUCCUUUGAAAGACAUUCUCCCUGUCCAGCAAUGGCCAAAUCUCUAUCAUUUUGGUCUUUCUAAUUUUGGCGUCAAAACGUCAGACUUAAUUGAUCUGCUUAGUUCGGCUUCAUCUUCACUACGCUCUAUCGAGCUAGGAUCCCUUGGGUUUCCUAACGAUGAAGGAGACUGGUCUGAGCUGUUAGAGCGGAUGCAAGAUGAGCUUGAUUAG
Penicillium taxi is the source of this 819-nucleotide messenger RNA. RefSeq lists its product as uncharacterized. NCBI's taxonomy places the organism in Eukaryota, Fungi, Ascomycota, Eurotiomycetes, Eurotiales, Aspergillaceae. The record is from RefSeq and is a predicted model, not a curated record. Bases 1 to 819 code for a protein of 272 amino acids. The transcript is spliced from 2 exons.